This is a messenger RNA of Glarea lozoyensis ATCC 20868, 555 nucleotides long. RefSeq lists its product as uncharacterized. The coding region runs from base 1 to 555 and encodes 184 amino acids. The record is from RefSeq and is a predicted model, not a curated record. NCBI's taxonomy places the organism in Eukaryota, Fungi, Ascomycota, Leotiomycetes, Helotiales, Helotiaceae. The transcript has a single exon.
AUGGAUCUAAAUAAUCGACUAGUAAUCAAAAUCGAAGUAGACAUACUCGUCACCAAAACCUACGUAGAACCAGGGCAACUACAUCCCGAAUGUCCUCUGCGUGCUCAGCCCGUUACCACUGUCUUCCAUUUAACUCGACACGAUCCAAUCCUCGCACUCGAAGACCUCUACCUACACGAUUUCCUAGACUGGGUGCAAGAAAACGCAAACGACAAACGCUCUGAAAUUGCCAACCGACACCCGCGCGUUAGAGAUCAUACCUGGCGCGCUAAGAACUUGUAUUGGAUUGAAGAUGCGAAUGAAGAUAUGAUACCCGUGCUCGUACAGGAUGAAACGCGGUUUAACAUCGCGCUGGAUACUUUGGGUGUUGCUGAUACACGAAAUAAGGGGGUUUUUCUCGUUACGAUUGUUGAGGAUGAUGAUGGUGAGGGUAACGGUGAUCAUGCCUCAACGACUGCGGGGCGGGGAUCUGAUGGAGGGGAGACUUCACCUGGGACGAAGGCUGGCGUAAAGUGUAAGGUUAAUGGAAAUGGGAAGGGAAAGAAAGAAGAGUAG